AUGACCUGGCAGAGGAGUAUGAAGGAGAUGACGAAACGCUUGGGUGCUGUCGGUGCUACUCGCCUUCCAGGAUGGGGACCGCGUGAUCCUCACUGUGCCUGGUUGGAGACACUACAAGAUAUGGCUGCCAACCGAUGUCAGUGGCGUUCUUGUUGUCAGUUUCUGUCCAGAUUGCCUGAGUGUUUCGUUGGUGAGCGGAUGAGUUCUGAUUCUAGUGCUCCGACAAGUUCUGAAGCACACUCUCAACCUUUACAACUUGCACCAUGUGGUUCAUCCUAUGCCAUAAACGUGGCGGCCAAGAAAACUUUCAACCCAGAUGACCUGGUUGAGCUUGCGAAACAAAUUAAAUCCUGUGAACAGUUCGUCACUGCGAAUGCCUCAUCGCGGUUAUAUUUGAUCGCAAAACAAAUGCAGUACCUAAAGGAACAAGCAACCGAUAUUCUAUGUGAGCUGAGAAGAGACACGGAGCUUCACAGUCUUCCUUGCAAUUUCGUCAAAAAGCCCGGAAAUAAUUACCACGUGUAUGAAAAACCAGAUGGAUCGCGAUACAUGGGCCUACUUUCUCCUGAGGAGUGGGGAUCAAAAUGCCCUCACAAAUUCAUCAAAUCCUAUAAACUUCUGCCAGAUAUGACCUGGGUUGCUACAGAUGACCUCUCGGAACAAGAAACUACGCGGAAAAUGGUUCAACAGUUCAUGUGCCCAUCGAAUCUCAGUGCCCUGGAUAAUAAAUCUAAAGAAGCCACAAAUUUCUAA
Messenger RNA from Opisthorchis viverrini, 753 nucleotides. RefSeq lists its product as hypothetical. Lineage: Eukaryota; Metazoa; Platyhelminthes; Trematoda; Opisthorchiida; Opisthorchiidae. The record is from RefSeq and is a predicted model, not a curated record. Bases 1 to 753 code for a protein of 250 amino acids. The transcript is spliced from 4 exons.